Nothoprocta perdicaria is the source of this 4117-nucleotide messenger RNA. It is a transcript of the gene REV1, whose product is annotated as REV1, DNA directed polymerase. Lineage: Eukaryota; Metazoa; Chordata; Aves; Tinamiformes; Tinamidae. The record is from RefSeq and is a predicted model, not a curated record. The coding region runs from base 1 to 3816 and encodes 1271 amino acids. The transcript is spliced from 22 exons. Gene Ontology annotation, molecular function: DNA-directed DNA polymerase activity; damaged DNA binding; deoxycytidyl transferase activity. Gene Ontology annotation, cellular component: nucleus. Gene Ontology annotation, biological process: error-prone translesion synthesis; error-free translesion synthesis.
AUGAGGCGGGGUGGAUGGAGGAAACGGGCAGGCGAUGGCGAUGGCUGGGGAAUAUUGGGAGGGUACAUGUCUGCGAAAGUUAAGAAACUGGAUGAUCAAUUCCGGGCAGAUUCCAUUGUUCAGCACCAGAGGGAUGGAAAUUCAUCAAGUAUCUUUAGUGGAGUUGCCAUCUACGUCAACGGCUUUACAGAUCCCUCAGCUGAUGAAUUAAGGAGACUAAUGAUGUUGCAUGGAGGCCAAUACCAUGUGUAUUAUUCCAGAUCCAAAACAACGCACAUCAUUGCCACAAAUCUUCCAAAUGCCAAAAUAAAAGAACUGAAAGGAGAGAAAGUAGUUCGACCAGAAUGGAUCAUGGAAAGCAUUAAAGCUGGACGCCUUCUCUCAUACAUUCCCUAUCAGCUUUACACCAAGCAGUCGAGUGUUCAGAAAGGUCUCAACUUCAAUACCAUAUGCAAACCUGAAGAUGCUGUGCCAGGUCCAAGCAAUACAGCUAAAGAGCUCAACAGGGUAAAUCAUAUUAAAAAGUGUGAGACUGAGAGUGAGAUCACACCCAAUGGAAUAAGUAGCUGGCAUGAAGAGGAAGACGAAAGUGACAGUUUUGGAUUUAUGGAGCUGGAGCCAGUCCUUCCUGAAAGGAAACAAAAUGGGAUUCAGCCUCACAAAGACAGCCCUGCCAUUUUUAAUGGACACACACACGUUUCUACCAGUGCCUUAAAGACACAGGAUUGCUUGGCACCGUCCAGCACCAGUGUUGCCAGUAGAGUCUCUCCAGGCCCUGUGCAGGAGGAGGGGAAGACUGAGAAAGGCACYGUUGACUUCAGAGACUGCACAACGCAGCAGUUGCAGCAAAGCAACAAGAAUAAAGACUUCCCGUGGAAUCCACAUAGGACUAUGAGCAAUUCCUCCUCAUCUUCAUCUUUGCACAGUAAUACUAAACUAAAUGGUGCUCACCACUCCACUGUUCAGGGGCCUUCAAGCACAAAAAGCACUUCUGGACCUGCUCCUAGCAAGGCAGCUUCCUCACCUGUGUCCAGACCUUCAGAUUGUAGUUUUAUUUCUGACUUUUAUUCACGGUCAAGACUGCAUCAUAUAGCAACGUGGAAGUGUGAAUUGACAGAGUUUGUCAACAGCCUGCAAAGGAAAAACAGUGGUGUCUUUCCAGGAAGGGAAAAAUUAAAAAAAUGGAAAGCAGGCAGGUCCACAUUUAAAAAUGACACAGGUAAUGUGUCUGUUUCGAGCUUGGCCAAGCCACCGAGCUGUAUAAUGCACGUGGAUAUGGAUUGCUUCUUUGUGUCUGUAGCUAUCCGAAAUAGACCAGAUCUCAAAGGAAAACCAGUAGCUGUUACCAGCAACAGAGGUGCAGGAAAGGCACCACUGCGCCCUGGAGCCAACCCUCAGCUUGAACAGCAAUAUUAUCAGAAUAAACUAUUGAAUGGCAAAGCAGCAGAAAUUAGAGUUCCUGAUAAGCCGGACUCAUCAGUCUGGGAGCAUCCAGAUUCCACAGAAAUGAACGGAGCUGAUACGGAUCUCACUAUUCUGUCCAUGGCUGAAAUUGCCUCUUGUAGUUACGAAGCCAGACAAGUGGGCGUAAAGAACGGAAUGUUUUUUGGGCAAGCAAAAAAGUUGUGUCCAAAUCUUCAAGCAGUGUCAUAUGAUUUUGACUCAUACAAAGAAGUUGCACAGACAGUAUAUGAAAUACUAGCAAGCUAUACUCAUAACAUCGAAGCAGUCAGUUGUGAUGAAGCACUAGUAGAUAUCACUGAAAUCCUUACAGAGACCAGGCUGACUCCUGAUGAAUUUGCAAAUGCUAUCCGCACCGAAAUCAAGGCCCAAACUAAAUGCACUGCCUCGGUUGGCAUGGGUUCCAAUAUUCUGCUGGCCAGAAUGGCAACUCGUAAAGCAAAACCAGAUGGACAGUAUCACUUAAAACCAGAAGAAGUGGAUGAUUUUAUCAGAGGCCAACUUGUUACCAGUCUUCCAGGAGUUGGUAGGUCAAUGGAAUCCAAGCUGGUUUCUUUGGGGAUUAAAACCUGUGGAGAUCUACAGUGUGCUUCAAUGUCAAAACUGCAGAAGGAAUUUGGUCCAAAAACAGGACAGAUGCUUUACAGGUUUUGUCGUGGUUUGGAUGAUCGACCUGUUCGAACAGAAAAAGAAAGAAAAUCUGUUUCAGCAGAAAUAAACUAUGGAAUAAGGUUUACACAGCCUAAGGAAGCAGAAGCUUUCCUUCUGAGCCUCUCGGAAGAAAUCCAACGUAGGCUGGAAGCUGCUGGUAUGAAGGGUAAACGGUUGACUCUAAAGAUUAUGGUCAGAAAGGCUGGGGCACCGGUGGAGCCUGCAAAAUAUGGAGGCCACGGAAUCUGUGAUAAUAUUGCCAGGACUGUGACUCUAGACCAUGCAACAGACAGUGCAAAAAUAAUUGGGAAAGAAACUCUGAAUAUGUUUCACACCAUGAAACUGAACAUAUCAGAUAUGCGAGGGGUUGGAAUUCAGGUACAGCAGUUAGUUCCCAUCAAUCAGACUACUUCAGCUCACUCCACAGUACGAUCUGGACACUUACCUGGUGGAUCCCAUUCAGUCAUUGAUCUUUUCCAUGUCCAGAAAGCAAAAAAGUGCUCAGAAGAAGAACAUAAGGAAGUGAUUGUGGCUGCUAUGGACCUUGAGAUAUCUUCAGAUUCAAGAACCUGCACUUUUCUUCCACCUCGCGGUACUCACCUGGCCUCUGGUCUCAGUUCUAAUGCCAAUAAGCCCGAGUCUGCUGUCAAAUGGAACGGCCUACAUUCUCCCAUCAGCGUCAAAUCCAGGCUCAAUUUGAGCAUUGAGGUUCCAUCUGCUUCCCAGCUAGAUAAGUCCGUGCUGGAAGCUCUGCCGCCCGAUCUCCGAGAACAAGUGGAGCAAAUUUACGCGGCGCAGCAGGGCGAAACGCCCGGAGAGAGUAGGAGGGAGCCYGUGAACGGCUGCAGCAGCGCCGUGGUGCCGCAGCCCCUGGGAACGGUGCUGCUGCAGAUCCCGGAGCCGCACGGAGCAAGCGCCGAGGCGGGCCUUAGUGUCAUUGCCCUGCCCGCCUUCUCCCAGGUGGACCCCGAGGUCUUCGCGGCGCUGCCUGCUGAGCUGCAGGCAGAGCUGAAAGAUGCCUACGACCAAAGGCAGAAGCAAGCAGAGCAGCAGCCUGCCCACGCCGUGGUAUCAAAAAACCCUUUAGCCCACCUGAAGCAUGCAACAGUGAAAAGUAAGAAAAAAAUCCGGAAAAAAAAUCCAGCUAGUCCUUCAAAAAAGGUUCAGAGUCCAUUGAAAAACAAACUCCAUGGCAGCCCUGCAAAAAACAUGCCAACUACAUCUGGAAGCCCACAGAAGCUGCUAGAUGGCUUCUUGAAACAGGAAGGAGCAACUGCACAGCGCGGGCGCCCUCGCCUCUUGUGUUCGCAGCAGUGGGAAGCCGCUCCGUCCACGUCCGGCCCGGCGGGGCCGGCGGCGCUGCAGCCGGAGCAGCGGGAGCGGCGGGAGCAGCCGGGCCCCGGCCGGCCCCAGGCGCCCAACCUGGCCGGAGCCGUCGAGUUCAACGACGUGAAGACGCUGCUCAAGGAGUGGAUCACAACCAUCUCAGAUCCCAUGGAGGAAGACAUUCUGCAGGUCGUGAAGUAUUGUACUGAUCUGAUAGAAGAGAAGGAUUUGGAAAAGCUGGACCUGGUCGUUAAGUACAUGAAAAGGCUGAUGCAGUCGUCGGUAGAGUCCGUUUGGAAUAUGGCAUUCGACUUCAUUCUUGACAACGUUCAGGUCGUUCUACAGCAAACGUACGGAAGCACAUUGAAGGUUAUCUGACCGUGUCGCGAGGAGCCUGGUGAGGGCCUGGAGCUCUCUGCUAGCUGUGCCAUAAGUGCUUGUGAGGUAUUUGCAAAGUGCAUGACAGUAAAGCCCUGAGUUUUUAUAAUUUCCGAUUUCUUUGUAAACAACAAAGUGUUUUGUACAUUUCUUUUCAGAAAGUGCCAAAUUUGUCAGUAUUGCAUGUAAAUAAUUGUGUUAAAAUUCUUUUAUUGUAGUAUAGAAUCUAUUUACAAAAUGUUUGUUUAUAAAGUUUUAUGGAUUUUUACAGUGAAGUGUUUACAGUUGUUUAAUAAAGAAC